Fusarium odoratissimum NRRL 54006 is the source of this 1255-nucleotide messenger RNA. RefSeq lists its product as uncharacterized. The transcript has a single exon. NCBI's taxonomy places the organism in Eukaryota, Fungi, Ascomycota, Sordariomycetes, Hypocreales, Nectriaceae. The record is from RefSeq and is a predicted model, not a curated record. The coding region runs from base 358 to 855 and encodes 165 amino acids.
GUUAGCCAUCGCUGAGUUCCAAAGUCUCAGAGUUCUAUCCUCAGGCCUUCACGGCUGAACUCUGAAAGCAGCCAGUGGCAGCUCGACGCCUUGUGUACAGCCGCGCGAACUGCGAGGUCAUCGCAGCUGCCACUGCCAGAGCAGUGACAGAACAGCAAGCCGAAUCAUCAUCCCCCCCUGAACAAUACAUCACCAUAACAAGACGGGAUGAACUCAAACCUUUACUCCUCCACCCACACACGCACAUCUCCUUGGAGUUUUAUUCUUCACAAACCACCACCACAACAUACAACCCUCAUUAACACAAGAAUACACUACACCGAGCACAAACAACCUUCGCUGUAACAGCUCGUCAUCAUGUCUACUCAGCACAACUACCUCGACGACGACGAUGACUUCUCGGAGUUCUACAACAACCCCCUCUACAAGCGCGUCUCCGACCUGACCCCCCAUGAGCGAAAGUAUGCUUGCCCACCUCCUCCUCGUCCUUCACCCCUUCGAGACACUGCCCCCAAAGUCUCCUCCCGAAAGCCCUCCCCUCGCAAGGACGCCGCUGCUAUCAAGGACUCUAUCCGAAAGUACUCCUUCAAGAAGCCCCGACAGACCCCAGACAAGGAGUAUGCCCCCGAGCCAGAGGAAGCUGACUCUGCACUCCACGACUCGACCGCCAACCGCGACUUCCAGCAAAACGUCGCUCGCGUCCUCGGCCCCGAGCACGUCGGAAAGUACGAGAACUGCGCUGACAUGGCGAACAAGGCCAAGGAGGAGCUUGAGGACAAGCCUGAGGGAAGUCAUCACCUCGGACGUCCCUGGAACAAGGAGGAGUUUGACAAGGCUGCGAGAUUGACGCAGUAGGGAGUUGAUUCAGCGACUGUCAAGGCGCUCGUUGGGGUUCCCGAUGACCCGGUCACGGACAAGAUCGAGAAGCAAUUCUAGGAGAUUAUGGGCGAUGAGGAGAUGAUUUUGGAAGGAGGUGAGGCUCUGGAGGGAGAGAUUCUGGAGGAGGUUGAGAUUGUGGAUUGGAAGAAGGCAAAGUCCCGGAAUGGGUGAUAUGGGACGAGGCGACGAAAGUUCAUGAUUCGGAUAUGGCAGAUGAGCGACAGGCUCAGCAGCGUUAAGGAACGCUCAGUCAGGAGUACUCGAUGUUAGCUAUUACGAUAGCUUAAGCCAGACAAUUGGUCGUGUAGUUGACCCCAGUUAUUCGCAUUGCCAGAGGUGACAGUUUUAUUCACUAAUCUAGCUCAGACUUUGGACA